CUGGUACGGACAGAAUUACGAAUAAGGAAACGAAAAAUCCCUGAAGGUUUGAGACUAAAGCAAUAACACAACUAGUUAAAAAAAUAAUGUAAACCAACAUGAAUGCUUGUAUUUUUUAAUUAAUACUGUUUGUGACUUAAUGCAAAAUGUUACACAGAUAUACAGAGUAAAAAGAAAUAACUAAAUUACAGUGUAUGUGCACCAUGACAAUGGUAAAUAUGUUGCAUUCAAUAAUUUGGCAUUCUCUAUUUCCUUUUAUGACUAUUCCGUUUAAUUUCCCUUAUACAAACACAGUUAUCUGACACGUUUCCUCGAUCAAUCUAAUUAUAAAGUAAUAAAAAAUAUCAAUUUUAACAAAUAUUUACUGCCAAUCACACAAUGGAAGCCUUUGGUGUAAAAUAUUGUAUUGUUUUCAAUGCGACGAUUCAGAUAAUCUCUGCAAAUUGUCUGAAAAGAAGAGACGAAGAUGGAAAUUGCACAUGCUCUGGGUAUUUUUACGAUAAGAUUUCCGAUGAAUGCAAAGAGUGUCCUUCUGGAUACAUAGGUCAGGAUUGCAAGAUUAUGUGUCGUUACCCUGGGUAUGGGGAACAAUGUCAACAAGAAUGCGAUUGCAAUGCAGAAUACUGCAACUUUCGGAUUGGUUGCAUAAACUCUAUUGAGAAUUCGACCAAUUACAAUGAGGAAAACUUGUCAUCUGGGUCUGUUACUGUUACGGAACGUACAACUAUAAUAACAGUAGUAACUAUCAUAGUUUUAGCGUUAAUAUUUCCUUUAUUUUUAUUUUUUUCAAAACUUCUUCUCAUUCGUCGAAAAACUAGGCGUACUGCAGCACAAGCAGAUACUUCUGCUUCCUUUGAAGAAAAUAACUUGCAUAAUGUGGUGGACGAAUUUCCAUUAGGGGUAGGCCCUCAGAAUCACGCAAUGGAAGAUGUUAAUCCUAUAAAUGAAGAUCUGCAAAUGAUUGAGGACGAAAAUCCAACACGAUUUGAAAGAAACAUGGAGAAAAAGAAAACAAAUACUUUGAAAAAGAAUGCUGAAGUUACCAACAUAAGAGAGACAGAAAAUAUAUAUACUUUAGCAUUUGCAUCCUUUGGAAGUGUGAUGAUGAAAAUGUCGGUUCAUGAUUAUUCCCCACUUCAAUUCAACUAAUUUACUUAUGUUCUUUUAAA
Messenger RNA from Saccostrea cuccullata (small rock oyster), 1169 nucleotides. RefSeq lists its product as uncharacterized. The record is from RefSeq and is a predicted model, not a curated record. The coding region runs from base 379 to 1149 and encodes 256 amino acids. NCBI's taxonomy places the organism in Eukaryota, Metazoa, Mollusca, Bivalvia, Ostreida, Ostreidae. The transcript is spliced from 4 exons.